AUGUCUUCCAACGAAGGGCUCAACGACGGUGGCGCCGGCAAAGAUGUCGCCAGAUGCGAUGAGAUUGAGCGCUCCUCUGCUGACAAGUCGGAGCCGAACCGGCAGUUCUCUCCAGAAGAGAUCCAGGGCCGAUUCGAUCUCCUUCGCGACUUGAGCAACGCCGAGAUGGAACAUUAUCUCGACAGGAUCAACGUCUCUAAUGCGAGAUUGGCCGGAAUGCAGGAAGAUCUGCAUAUGUCAGAUACCAUGUGGAAUUUGGGGAUUUCCACCUUCUACAUCGGCUAUCUCAUUGGCCAAUUGCCCGGCAACUUGUGGCUGGCCAAGUCCAAUCCCAGCGGCGCAAGUUUCGCAGCCCUUCGCUUCCUCACAGGGUUGUGCGAGGCCCCUUUCUUCCCAGGAAUUACACUUCUGACGUCGUCUUGGUACAACAAGCACGAGAGCCCCAUGCGCAUGGCCGUCUGGCAUGCGGGAAACACCAUCUCCAACAUCAUCUCAGGCUUUCUCGCAGCAGGAAUUCUCACCACAAUGGACGGAGUCAAAAAUCUCCACUCGUGGCAGUGGUUCUUUCUCAUCGAGGGAAUCGCGACAUUCGUCAUCGGCUUGUCAGCUUUCUUUCUUCUGCCCGACUGGCCGCAAAACACCCGCUUCCUCACGCCCGCUGAGCGAGAGAUGGCACAAUAUAGGAUUUUGUGCUCCAACGGCGGCCAAGAAGAGACCGUAGGUGGAACCUGGGAUGGUCUGAAGGAUGCGGUCAGAGAUCCGUUUACUUGGAUCUUCUGCCUCAUGCACUUUGCUCUCGUCACAGCACAGUCUUUCAAGGACUUCUUCCCAUCCAUUGUAAAAACCUUCGACUUUGGCGAGUUGACAACAUACCUCAUCCAAGCACCUCCCUACGCGUUCUCCUUCAUAUUCGCCUGCGUUUGCGCCUGGUCCUCGGGUCGUAAUCAAGAGUCUUUCUGGCACGUCGUACUGCCAAUCAUCGGCAGCGCUGUCGGCAUCUCUGUCCUCAUAUCGACAAUGAACAUUGGCGCCCGCUACUUUGGCCUGUUCCUGCUUAUAUCCGGUACUUACAACGGCCUCAACCUGCAACUUUCGUGGGAGACGUCCGUCGUACCCGCUCCGAGAAGCAAGAAGGCCGCGCUGAUUGCCAUUGCAAACUGCAUCAGCCAGACGAGCCACUGGUUCAGCCCGUACUUUUGGCCGCGCUCGCAGGAGCCUUUUUACCGCCUCGGGGGUGGCUUAGUGCUGGUCGGUUGUCUCCUGGUCAUCACCUCAGCUGGAUUGGCAAAGUGGCGCGCGAUCAAGCUGAACAAGAAGCUGGACGAGGCCGGGGGGUAUUCUGAGCAUUCUGGGGUUGAGAGAGGUUGGCGAUAUGUUUACUGA
Molecule: messenger RNA, 1383 nt
Organism: Colletotrichum chrysophilum
Lineage: Eukaryota; Fungi; Ascomycota; Sordariomycetes; Glomerellales; Glomerellaceae
Exons: 5
Coding region: 1-1383 (460 amino acids)
Biological process (GO): transmembrane transport
Cellular component (GO): membrane
Molecular function (GO): transmembrane transporter activity
Source: RefSeq, a predicted model, not a curated record